Molecule: messenger RNA, 1651 nt
Organism: Rana temporaria (common frog)
Lineage: Eukaryota; Metazoa; Chordata; Amphibia; Anura; Ranidae
Exons: 2
Coding region: 61-1443 (460 amino acids)
Source: RefSeq, a predicted model, not a curated record
UAAGAAAGGGGGCACAUUAGGAGCCCACUUGAGUGGGAUUGUGGCCAUCACGGGGUUAAUAUGGUAUCAGGUGCUGGUUUAUGGGUUGUAGUUAGUCUAUGUUUGCAGGUAAUUCCUAGGUACUGUUCCUUUAAUUCUGGGAUCAUCAGCCAGCCAAUGGGAUGCGACGGAAGCUUCUGGGAGCAGGAAAGGCUUUAUAAGGACUGGCUGGGCUGGGAAUCUCCCUCUUUUCCCUUGGCAGCAGCAGCUGAAGAACUUGGACUUCCUGGUUUAGCUGCCCCUCUCUCUAAAGGUAUGGAGUCUCUCUUUAAGAAACUUUUAGAGAAGGCAGGCAGCGAAGGGGGGGAAGAAUGGCUCAAGCGCUGUUUAACUAUGGGGGACAUUGUCCCUGAAGAACAGACAGCCAGAGUGGAGACAGGCGCUGGGUUUAUGUUACCCACUGAGCAGCAGGGAGAGAGUGCGUCUGCAAGUGAGGAGCCCCCUGUCAGAGCGCGGAGGAGUCAGCCUCCUGAGCGUACAAGGGAAUCCCUACCAACUGAAGAGGAGGAGCGGAGGCGCGGCAUGGGCGAGGAGGAAGAUGGCGGGGGCGUUCCAGCAAGUGUGCGCCGUUCAGGACGGCAGAAGAGGAAUCUUUCACAGUCACCUGCGAGGGGAAAAGCCAGGGGAGGCAGAGCAGCGCAGCCCAGUGCAAGCGUGGGGAGGGGGCGCCCGCUCCCCCCACGUCCACCCAUUCAGCAACAGGUCCCUCUGAGGGGACAGGAGCAGCAAGUCUUACCUGUCAGGCUGGAGCCUGCAGCGUCUAUGCAGAGAGGAGAACCCGGUCCAGCCGUCAAUGCACAGCCUCAAGCAGUGGGUCAGCCCCGCACAAUUUGGAUUCUGGGACAUUCCUACAUUCACUGGGCGCAUAAGAGAGCGGCCUUGCGUAGGUAUUCAACGAAUUUAUCGCUUUGUCCGGAAUCAUUCCAGGUUUUUUGGAAAGGUGUGCGGGGACUUCAGUGGCACCAACUUUACUUUCACUUAAGUGGGCUUAGUCAGCGUUGGCCUAAGCCGGAUGUAUUAUUAGUUCAUGCAGGUGGGAACGAUUUGGGCAAAGUAAGGACUUUGGAUUUGCUAUUUUUGAUCCAAAGGGAUCUGCAGCGGUUUUCACUAGCCUCUCCAGGCACUAUUUUAAUUUUCUCAGAAAUCAUUCCACGCUUCUCUUGGCUCUCCUCUCCACAGAGGAGGGCCAUGGAGAAGAUGAGGAAGCGGAUAAAUCGGGCCAUGUACAAGUUCAUGCCACAAAUUGGUGGUUUGUCUUACAGGCACGUUGAUUUAGAGGGGGGCUUUACCGGGUUAUACAGGCAGGAUGGCGUCCACCUCUCGGACGUGGGUAUCGAUAUUUUUAAUUUGGGAUUGCAGUAUGGAAUUGAGCAGGCCGCGGAGGUGGGGUGGGGCCGGGCAUGAUGCUCAUACCCGGCUUGUGGGACGUGAUAUGUCAAUUAAUGAUUUAAAUACUGCUCGAGUUACAAAAACUGAGCAGUUGCACAUAUUUUGGUUUUGCUUGAUUAAUGGCAAAUUUUUGAUAUUUGAAGUUAUGAAUUAAAAUGAUUUUGUUGAAUUUAAAAUGCUUUGUGUUUAAACCAAUAAAGUUACCGCGGCCUUUAUUCGCCAA